AUGGACUCAAAUAUAUCGAAUUUAUUCUACAUCAGCCUAUUGACGAGCUUAAUGCCACAACACGCACAAACAGGAAAUGGCGACAAUAGCGAACCGCCCAGUGGGCGUGAACACAUCAGCUCAAGCCUGGCUAUGGCACAUGCGCGUGCUUUGGCGAAUAUUCAAGAACAAUUACUGCCUAAUUUGAAUCUUCUGCAAUUGGAGGCAAGCGACUUCCUUAAUCGUUUCAAUGCCUCCUUCUUUAAUGUCUCUUUCUUUAACGAGACCUACGAAGAUGAACUGAUUUGCCACAGUGGUCAGAAUACAAUCGCUAACCUAAUCACAAUGAUACUCUACUCGAUCGUUUGCAUUGUUGGACUCUUUGGCAAUACGCUAGUGAUUUAUGUGGUGUUGCGUUUUUCAAAAAUGCAAACGGUCACCAAUAUUUACAUACUCAAUCUGGCCAUAGCGGAUGAAUGCUUUCUCAUUGGCAUACCAAUUUUAUUGUACACCAUGAGAAUCGGCAGCUGGCAAUUUGGUGAUAUUGUGUGCAAAGCUUAUAUGGUGAGCUCAUCGAUUACCCAAUUUACUUCAUCAAUUUUUCUGCUUAUCAUGUCGGCCGAUCGUUAUGUUGCUGUUUGUCAUCCGAUAUCGUCGCCACAAUUUCGUACACCAUUCGUCUCGAAACUGGUCUCGGGUAUUGCUUGGCUGACGUCGGUGCUACUUAUGUUGCCCGUGAUAAUGUUCGCCAACACAGUGCAGUCGAAUGAUAAUCACGAAACAUGCAACAUCAAGUGGCCCGAAGCACAAAAUACACAAUCGGGUACCACAUUUAUACUGUAUACACUGACAUUGGGCUUUGCCACACCGCUUACCUUCAUCUUAAUUUUCUACUUUUUGGUCAUACGUAAAUUGCAUACAGUGGGUCCAAAGCAAAAGUCCAAAGAGAAGAAGCGCUCUCACCGUAAGGUGACCAAAUUGGUGCUAACAGUGAUUACAGUAUAUAUACUGUGUUGGCUACCCUAUUGGAUAUCACAGGUGGCACUCAUCAAUUCGUCGCCAAGCAAAUGUGCAUCGAGACUCGAGAUCACCAUCUUUCUAUUGGCCGGCUGUCUUGGCUACUCGAAUUCAGCAAUGAAUCCCAUACUCUACGCCUUUUUAAGUGACAACUUCAAGAAGAGCUUCGUAAAGGCAUUCACUUGUGCGGCGCGUAAAGAUAUCAAUGCGCAACUUCAGCUGGAAAAUAGUCUAUUCCCCAAAUUUGGCAAGAAUCGGAAAUCUGAUGGACUGGUCUCACCAAAGAAGGCGAAACAGAAGAAGUCGCUGGUGAUGCGCAGUAAUAAUGCAACAAAUAUGCUGGCUGCUACAACGACGACAACUACGACGAACACCACGACGACCGGCACCAGCGUUUCUGCAAAUCAGAUUGUUGCUUGUCCUGAUCCGCAGACGAGCAUCUUUCCGGCGGUGAAUGUGCCCGUCGUGACGCAAAACCCGGAGAGAAGCGUUGUACAGGGUAUAAAUGCGACCGUUAUUUGGGUGCCGGACACAUCGUGCGUUGAUGAGUUGGAGAAGAAAGCAGCUGAUAGGUUGCCCACGACGCCAACUGUUGUAGAGCUUAGUUGUAAAACGCCAGUGCUACACACAGAUUUAUAAGACUUGGCUAUGGGUGGUCGCACGCCAGUCGAGACGAUCGUCUAUGUGGCGAGCAGAUGAGUGUCAGUGAGAGAAUUUGGCAGUGAAGAGUUGAUAUGAGCGGAGUAGUAGCUGUAGUAAAGUACUGAAUGAGGGGAUAUGCCCACAUAUAUAUAUGCGGAAGGCGGAAGAAAUC
Molecule: messenger RNA, 1810 nt
Organism: Anastrepha obliqua
Lineage: Eukaryota; Metazoa; Arthropoda; Insecta; Diptera; Tephritidae
Product: somatostatin receptor type 2-like
Exons: 1
Coding region: 1-1635 (544 amino acids)
Biological process (GO): G protein-coupled receptor signaling pathway
Cellular component (GO): neuron projection; membrane
Molecular function (GO): somatostatin receptor activity; peptide binding
Source: RefSeq, a predicted model, not a curated record